AUGAGGCCUAUUCUCUUGCAAGGCCAUGAGCGGUCGCUCAACCAAAUCAAAUACAACAGAGAAGGCGAUCUUCUUUUCUCGGUUGCGAAAGACAAAGUCAUCUGCGCGUGGUUCACCAGCAAUGGGGAAAGAUUAGGGACAUACAACGGCCAUCAGGGUGCGAUUUGGACCAUCGAUAUAUCCCCGAAUACCGACCUCCUUGCCUCCGGAGCCGCAGACAACACGAUAAAGUUGUGGAACAUCAGAACUGGUGAGAAUGUCAAGACGUGGGAAUUUCCCACCGCCGUCAAACGGGUUGCAUUCAGUGAAGACGGAAAGCAAUUGCUGGCAGUCACUGAAAAGCGAAUGGGAUACCUGGGAACGAUAGUGGUCUACGACGUCCGAUAUGGCGAUGACCUGACAGAUCAGACGGACGAAUACAGCCUGAGGAUUACGUGUGAGGAAAGCAAGGCCACAGUUGCAGGGUGGGGCUACCUGGACAAGUACAUCAUCUCCGGCCAUGAGGAUGGGUCUGUUAGUCAAUGGGAUGCGAAGACUGGGGAACUAGUGAUGUCCCAAGAAGCCCAUGAGUAUGACACUACCAUCAACGACUUGCAGUUUUCUCCCGACCGGACCUAUUUCAUCACAGCUGGAAAAGAUAAGACGGCCAAGAUUCUCUCUACGCGGGACCUGAGCAUUCUCAAGUCGUAUACCGCCGACACGCCCUUGAACACGGCUGCCAUUACCCCUAAGAAGGAUUUUGUCAUCUUGGGAGGUGGCCAAGCGGCUAUGGAAGUCACCACAACAUCUGCUCGCCAGGGCAAAUUCGAAGCUCGCUUCUACCACAAGAUCUUCGAGGAUGAAAUCGGGCGUGUCCGCGGCCAUUUCGGGCCCCUCAACACCAUCGCCGUCCACCCGCAAGGCAUUGCAUACGCAAGUGGUGGUGAGGAUGGUUACGUCAGAAUGCAUGCUUUCGACAAGCCUUACUUCGAUUUCAUGUAUGAGGUGGAAAGAGAGCAAGCUCGGAAAUGA
This is a messenger RNA of Fonsecaea nubica, 1011 nucleotides long. Its product is annotated as eukaryotic translation initiation factor 3 subunit I. NCBI's taxonomy places the organism in Eukaryota, Fungi, Ascomycota, Eurotiomycetes, Chaetothyriales, Herpotrichiellaceae. Bases 1 to 1011 code for a protein of 336 amino acids. Gene Ontology annotation, biological process: cytoplasmic translational initiation. Gene Ontology annotation, molecular function: RNA binding; protein binding; translation initiation factor activity. The record is from RefSeq and is a predicted model, not a curated record. Gene Ontology annotation, cellular component: eukaryotic translation initiation factor 3 complex, eIF3m; cytoplasm. The transcript is spliced from 2 exons.